Fusarium redolens is the source of this 831-nucleotide messenger RNA. Its product is annotated as S-adenosyl-L-methionine-dependent methyltransferase. Lineage: Eukaryota; Fungi; Ascomycota; Sordariomycetes; Hypocreales; Nectriaceae. The record is from RefSeq and is a predicted model, not a curated record. The transcript has 3 exons. The coding region runs from base 1 to 831 and encodes 276 amino acids.
AUGGAGCACGACCCCGUGGAGGAUAUGCCCCAUUGCCAUCACCACCACCACCAUCUGCAGUACCAUACUCAUCAUCAUCACCAUGGUCCAUCUCACGAAGUCCCAAGGUCAAUGGGGGAGCAGAACAAGGCUCAUUACAAUAACGUUCCUCCAGCGCUAUUUCGAUGGCCUUGGAUUAUCGAGCUGUGCAACCAGAUAUCAAAAGAGCUGCGUUCGAAUAUAGACUGGAUUGGUAUCAAGCCACCGUCUUCAAGACCGACAAAACUGUUAGAUUACGCCUGCGGUGAUGGCGUGGCGUCUCGGGCACUUGCACCGUUCAUGUCUACAGUCAGAGGCAUGGACAUAGCAUCAGGAAUGGUAGAGCAGUAUAACCAAAUGGCAUUGAAAACAGGGUAUACGCCAACCAAAAUGCGAGCUAUUCAGGGUGAUCUUAUCGAUCCCGAGUUGACGCCAUCACCGGAUAUCAACACGCCAGCAUUCUUUGAUUUUGAUGUAGUCGUCAUGUGUAUGGCACUUCAUCAUAUAGAAGACCCGGAUGACAUGAUACUACAGCUUUCAAAACGACUGAGACCAGGAGGAAUCCUACUUAUCGUUGACUGGCUUGCAAACUCUGCGAGCAGUAGUGCUCAGACAGGAAAUCGAACGCUAGGAAUGCCCAGUGGAGCGAUGAGUAGAAUGGGAUUUCAAGAGAAUGAAGUCAAGAGUGCGUAUGAUAAAGCUGGACUUGAGGAUUGGUCGUGGAAAUUGACUUCGGCGCCGUCUCAAGUACCAAGAGAGAUUGGAGGUGAACAGCAGUUGUUUCUUGCUCGAGGGAAGAAGCCAGUUACUUAG